AUGGCAGCGCCUGCAUCAAACACGAAGACUCGCACAGCGACUACUUGUAGAACCUACUUUGCCUGCUUGGUAUUCUGGGCCAUCUUGGGCGCCUGCGGUGCGAUCGGACACCAAGCUGCUGCGAAGGCGGCAGAUGCGAAAGGCGGUUAUUUCGAGCUUUGCCCAAAAGGACACAGAACGGGGGCCCUGGCGCUGGAAACCACAGCGCGCCAGGUGCUUCCAAGGAGGUCGUUCGGCUCGCCAGCCUCCGCGUGCGAGCGUGGAGCUGGUGUCAUAGUCUGGCGAGGGGAUGGGUCCUCCUUCUGCUGCCCUGCUGCUGCUGGAUGGUGUGGAGGGUGCGCCGAAGCAAACGACAAGGAAGACGCUUGUGGGAAAUGCUUGGGUGGCUGGGUGUUGGAGCGUGGGUAUUGCACCGCCUGCAUGGAUUUCCCCGGGUGGCACGAUGCGAAAGGGAGGAACUGUUAUGCCGCCGGAUGCAGCAAAGACCGCUUCCAGGGAUCCUCAUCAGCCAUGGCGUGCUGCAGCUGCGGUGGGGGCCUGCGGCAAGCCACCAGGUUUGGAUACUACACGGAAUCUCGCCUCAGACACAAGGAACCCUGCAGGCAACCCAAGGAGUCAGAUCCGUUAAGCUCUCCCACCCCUCCCACCUUUCGGGUCACCCCUCCCGGUAACAUGGAAAUCCGCCCCGGUCCCGAGGAGCCCCUCCUCAUCGGCCACAGCGCCGUGACCGGCCGUCCACUUCCACGCACAGCGUCGCACUACUCUGUCGAUAGCGGCUGCGAACUCCUAAAUUUCAACCUGACGAUCAACAGCACGAGCGGUGAGCUCCAAUUGCAAGAAGGCUGCGAAACCGUCGGUUGCGGACGUGCCCUUCAAGACUUCCAGGUGCUUUGCAGGAUCACGGCCCACCAAGGCGGAUUGGAAGCUUCGGCCAGGAUGCACAUCACUGCUUCCAACUUCCUCGUUUACGAGAACACAGCACUCGUCGUCACUGGGGAAAAGAGUUUUCCGGCUCUUGCGAGCCCAGAAGUGAAGCUCAACGACUUGACGCUGGCCUGCUUGCCCGUGCAAUCACCCCACGAUGGGAAGCCAUCUCCGUGGCAGCUGGCCAGUGACGGCAGCCUCCACAUCGAUGCUUCGCAAGCGAGCAUCGCCGGCCUCACGGAUUUGACGCUGCCCUACUUGUCUUCAGCACCAGGAGGCCUGUGCCAGGUUCGCAACGCAACAAGGCACACUGUUGCUAUCCCGGUCCUGCUUCCUAAGACCUGGACGUCGAUUUCGUACCCCUUUGAGAGCGUUUUUGUGGCGCCCGGCACCACUUUCGGCCCUGCCAUGAACCCUCACGGCCAUGACAACGGCGAGCAAGGCUGUGUGGCCCCAUCCCGGUAUUCUGCAUCCUGCACGGCUCCUGGAGUGGAGAUUGUUUUCGACGAGUUGACGGGCGUGGUGUCCGCAUUUGGUUUCAGUCUUUUUCGUUUGGACACGCAGACAGGUUCGAUCGAUGUGUCUCCUGAACAAGAUGCAUCUCAGCUUUUCGAUGACUUGCAGUCGCAGAGCCAUCGUGGCCUCCUGGAAGUGUCCUGCACGGUCAUGGGUCUUUUCGAGCCUCGGCAACCAUUGGGUGCGUGGAGUGGCAAGUCGGCGUGCCGGUGGUUCCUGUCCAUGGCAAGGCGGGAUUUCCUGGUGCAAUGUGCUAAUGCAGUCACGGUCUACCUACAAGACCUUACCUGCUGGAAGGACACGCAGCUCCACGGCCGGGCAGUGCAGGACUGCAGGAGUCGUCCCUCGGAGCCGGUGAGUGCCGUCGAGCCUGCCGCGCAGAUGUACGCUGCGCAGCCUACGCGUGGAAAGCACCAGCGGAGUGCUUGUUCCUGUCUCCCUGUGGCCCACAUCCCGUCAAAGACUGCCGACAGUAUUCAGCGUUUCAGGUUUACGAAGAUCCCCAACUGCAGCGUGGAGAACACUUGCCUGAAUCUUACAGGCUCAGAUCCUGCUUGGCUCUAUAGUGGAGUCUUCUGCCCGGUGGCGUACGAGAGGGCCGCUGACCCCUCCAACAGCUGGAUCUUUCAGAAGACUGCAGUGACUCCCCAGGACGUGUUCUACCUGGCGCCGGAGACCGACGACUCUCUCGAGAAGUGCAAUGGGGGAUUAUUCUUGACGAGGAGCAACAUUAGCUGGGACUUCGAGAACUCCAGCUCCGAGUACAUGGAACUCUUCGGAGAGCACUUGGCUUGCCUCACUGCGGAGGUGCCUCACAGCAUUGUCCAGGCGACUUUCCACAAGGGCAGACAAAAGCUGCUGAUUGUGGACAACAAGACAGACAUCGGCAGCGGUCACGCGGCGGUCCAACAUGCGCAAUCCUGCGAGGCACCGGAACUUCCCGAAGAACUUCUGCAGAUCGAUGAUCCCAGCACGAAGACUGCCAUGGACUUCAGCCUGCAUGCUUGCGACUGCUUCCCCGAGGGCUGGAAGGACAAGCCUGUGACAUCCUCGAGCUUCACAUCUGUGCCGCCUGGAAGUGGAAACCAGUACGUACCAUCAGCCAUCGAGAUUGCACGCGGCGCAUUGACCUGUGACCAAGCAUCCUUGCUUGCCAAGUACAUCAUGCCCCAAGCAGCUUCGACCUAUGAAGACUGCCACUUUGCCUGCCAGCUGGAGCCGCAGUGCUUGUUCUUUUGGGCUGGCCUUUCGGCUGCCGUCGAGCAGUGUCGGCUCUAUUCUGGUUGCCAGGCCUUGCUCACAGAACCAGGAUCGAGAGGUAUGUUGGCUGCGAGAGCGCCUUCUACAACGCUCUGCCGCAGAGCCGAUCCCUCGAAAUGCUGGGCGACCAUUAGACGAAAUUAUUUGCACGCCGACACGGACAGGGGCCAGGCCAUUUCGUGCCUGCACAAAGACUUAAUGGAGCAAUGUGAUAUGGAUCAAAUGGUUGGGGGCUUGGGAGUGGAAGAGUGCUUUCGAUGCCAAUACGCCGAGACUACUGGCACCUGGAAGAGAAAGCGCCCGCUGCCGCAGACGUUCUCUCCCGGCUCCGAAUUGGGCAUCUCCUGUUGGUCGGACCGCUACGCGGCUGUGACGCCGUCCCUGCCUGGAAAGCUCGACGCUUGGGAUGCCAAGAGUCCACCCGAAAAGAACAUGUUGUUCAGUGUGUGCUUCAUGUGUGAUGGUUGUGUUCCCGAGUCAGGAAGAAGAGUACACGAUUACAUGCUCUGGGGGCAGCUGGUGGGGGCCCAGCAAAGAGCCAGGACUCAGUGGUCUCGCCUGCGGCUAUUGCGUUCAGGCACAGGGCUGUAA
Symbiodinium natans is the source of this 3291-nucleotide messenger RNA. The record is from the annotation of a GenBank genome assembly. NCBI's taxonomy places the organism in Eukaryota, Dinophyceae, Suessiales, Symbiodiniaceae.